Messenger RNA from Orbicella faveolata, 6222 nucleotides. Its product is annotated as golgin subfamily A member 2-like. NCBI's taxonomy places the organism in Eukaryota, Metazoa, Cnidaria, Anthozoa, Scleractinia, Merulinidae. Gene Ontology annotation, cellular component: cis-Golgi network; Golgi apparatus; Golgi cis cisterna. Gene Ontology annotation, biological process: Golgi organization. The record is from RefSeq and is a predicted model, not a curated record.
UUUGUGAAAGCGAGGCUCCAAAGCUUGUAUGUAUGUGGCAAAAUGUCGUGAACCUGUAAAUGGCUGAUAGCGGUCGCGAAGAAAAGCUGGCUGCGGCCAGAAAAAAGUUGAAGAGAUUUCAACAAAAGCGGACCCCUUCCUCGAGUCCAGUUGUGAAAGAUGUGAAACAUAGAGCAGAUUGUUCUUCGAUUUACUCGCCGAGUUCAUCAGAGUCUGAAGGAAUCCCCUCAACAGCAGAAAACACUGUAAAUACAGCCUCACAUGACCUAUCAUCAUUACCACCCUUAAAUGGAACCUACCUUCCAGAGGAGUACAACAACCAAACACCACAUGAAGUUAAUGUACAUGCUUUUGACAAUGGUAGAGAUAUUGAACCAAAUCCAUCCAGUUCAAAUGGCAGGGAAUACUCAACUACCGAAAAAAUUAAACAACUUUGUUCUCAAAUUAAUGGACUUACAGUGAGCCAGGAUCUCUAUAUAAAUGGUGAUGAUCCAGUAUUCCAUGAAAUCAAGUCUCUUGAAAGUAAGAAUCAUGAGCUUGAGGAUAGAGUACAGUCAUAUAAGAGAUCUAAUGAACAACUAAACAAUCAAGUGAAUGAACAGAGAAGACAGAUAAUCCAGUUUCAAGAACAGAUAAAAAGGGAAAGGACAGAGUUAGCAAACAAGCAACUUUUAGAACAGCGAUCUCUCAAAGAACAGCUUGAGGUUCAUAUUCAGACUAUAGGAAUUCUAGUCGGCGAAAAGCAGGAGUUACAAAGCACAGUAUCUCAACUUCAGAGGAAAUAUGAAAUCAAACAAAGUGAAAAUACUGAACUAACAAGCAGAUUACAAACUGUGCGACAAAAAGCAGCCGAGCUUGAGAAGAAUCUGGCAAAUGUCACAGCAAGCUGUGAUAAGUACCAAGAUGAUGCAAAGCAACUUCGGCAAGAGAGGGAUAAAUACCAGACAGCAAAUUACACUCAAAAUCAGGAAAAAGAAGAACUAUUACAACAAAAUGCUGAGCUCAGAGUAAAGUUAGAAGCUAAGGUUGCUGAGUUUGAAGAAUUAAGGAAGACUGAAUCAGAGUUGUCAUUCAAACUGAAACAAGCACAACUUGUUGUUCAACAGCUUUCAGGAGAGCCAAACUCUUCAGCGAGCCAGAAGUUAGUUGAACAGUUACAAAACGAGAAAGCAGAGUUUGAAAAUAAAUUAGAACAGAUCAAUGCCACAGUGCAAAGACUAGCUGCUGAUAAAGGAGAACUUUUACAGCAGCAUGCAGAUGAAGUGGAUCAGUACGAGAGAAGAAUAAGAUCACUGACAGAAGAGGUGGAGUUACAUGAUAGAGAAAAGAGGCUUUUGAUUGCUCAAGAGAGUGAACUUCAAGAAAGCAUUCAGAGUUUGCAGAAGGAACUAGCUGAUCUGCAAGACGAUGAAGCCAGUCAACAAGUGGAAUCCACUCAACUUGCCGCAGCUGAGAUUGAAAGAUUAGCGGAGGAUAAACAAAGAUUGGCUGAACACUUACAGCAAGAGGGCAAGGAAAAUUCAAGACUUUUAAGGGAGCAAGAACGAUAUCUGCUGAGAAUACAAGAGUUAGAGACAGUAGUGGCUCGCCUGGGAGAGGAGUCUAUUGAUAGAGCCACCCUCCUGGAAAGUGUUCAGAGUGAUAAGGAGACCAUAAGCAGAGCUUUAAAACAGAACAAAGAACUGAAAACGAAAACUGAAGAGUUAGAGGAGAGAUUUAUAACGAUGAGUCAAGAAAAUAUGGAGCUAACUACUACUUUGGAAACAGAACGGCACAUGGCUAAAGAACUAGCGGCUAAACUCAGUGAAAUGGGAGUUGAACUGGAGGAAUCCAAACAGUUGCUUUCUACAAGGAAUGCCGAAGUCCAGUCACUGACAGAAGAGCUGCAAGCUGUUUCUAGCAAUCUUAGAGAAGAGGUAAUCAAAGGAGAAAGUGUGAUUUCUUCACUCCGAGACGAACUUGACGUGUCUUCUCAGCAACUCCUUGAUCAGCUUAAGCAGAAGGAGUUUGAACUCUCGACGGUCCGCGGCGAAGUAGAUGAGUCUUCUCAACGGCUGAAAGAACAGGUAAAGUUUGCGAGGAUGAUUCUUUCAGGAGAGCCAAACUCUUCAGCGAGCCAGAAGUUAGUUGAACAGUUACAAAACGAGAAAGCAGAGUUUGAAAAUAAAUUAGAACAGAUCAAUGCCACAGUGCAAAGACUAGCUGCUGAUAAAGGAGAACUUUUACAGCAGCAUGCAGAUGAAGUGGAUCAGUACGAGAGAAGAAUAAGAUCACUGACAGAAGAGGUGGAGUUACAUGAUAGAGAAAAGAGGCUUUUGAUUGCUCAAGAGAGUGAACUUCAAGAAAGCAUUCAGAGUUUGCAGAAGGAACUAGCUGAUCUGCAAGACGAUGAAGCCAGUCAACAAGUGGAAUCCACUCAACUUGCCGCAGCUGAGAUUGAAAGAUUAGCGGAGGAUAAACAAAGAUUGGCUGAACACUUACAGCAAGAGGGCAAGGAAAAUUCAAGACUUUUAAGGGAGCAAGAACGAUAUCUGCUGAGAAUACAAGAGUUAGAGACAGUAGUGGCUCGCCUGGGAGAGGAGUCUAUUGAUAGAGCCACCCUCCUGGAAAGUGUUCAGAGUGAUAAGGAGACCAUAAGCAGAGCUUUAAAACAGAACAAAGAACUGAAAACGAAAACUGAAGAGUUAGAGGAGAGAUUUAUAACGAUGAGUCAAGAAAAUAUGGAGCUAACUACUACUUUGGAAACAGAACGGCACAUGGCUAAAGAACUAGCGGCUAAACUCAGUGAAAUGGGAGUUGAACUGGAGGAAUCCAAACAGUUGCUUUCUACAAGGAAUGCCGAAGUCCAGUCACUGACAGAAGAGCUGCAAGCUGUUUCUAGCAAUCUUAGAGAAGAGGUAAUCAAAGGAGAAAGUGUGAUUUCUUCACUCCGAGACGAACUUGACGUGUCUUCUCAGCAACUCCUUGAUCAGCUUAAGCAGAAGGAGUUUGAACUCUCGACGGUCCGCGGCGAAGUAGAUGAGUCUUCUCAACGGCUGAAAGAACAGUUGGCUAAGAAGGAUUUGGAAUUGGCUUCUCUGAAGGAUCAGCUAAGCCAGUCAGAGGCGAGGCUGACUGAACAGUUUCUUUUGAAUGAAGAUAGUCACAUGAACAAGAAUCAAGCUGAACUUGCCAAUAGCUUACAACAAGAGCUGCAGUUAGCGCAGAUUGAAAGGCGCAGUAAAAAAAUAAUUCCUGUUGUUUUGUGGCAGCUUUCAGGAGAGCCAAACUCUUCAGCGAGCCAGAAGUUAGUUGAACAGUUACAAAACGAGAAAGCAGAGUUUGAAAAUAAAUUAGAACAGAUCAAUGCCACAGUGCAAAGACUAGCUGCUGAUAAAGGAGAACUUUUACAGCAGCAUGCAGAUGAAGUGGAUCAGUACGAGAGAAGAAUAAGAUCACUGACAGAAGAGGUGGAGUUACAUGAUAGAGAAAAGAGGCUUUUGAUUGCUCAAGAGAGUGAACUUCAAGAAAGCAUUCAGAGUUUGCAGAAGGAACUAGCUGAUCUGCAAGACGAUGAAGCCAGUCAACAAGUGGAAUCCACUCAACUUGCCGCAGCUGAGAUUGAAAGAUUAGCGGAGGAUAAACAAAGAUUGGCUGAACACUUACAGCAAGAGGGCAAGGAAAAUUCAAGACUUUUAAGGGAGCAAGAACGAUAUCUGCUGAGAAUACAAGAGUUAGAGACAGUAGUGGCUCGCCUGGGAGAGGAGUCUAUUGAUAGAGCCACCCUCCUGGAAAGUGUUCAGAGUGAUAAGGAGACCAUAAGCAGAGCUUUAAAACAGAACAAAGAACUGAAAACGAAAACUGAAGAGUUAGAGGAGAGAUUUAUAACGAUGAGUCAAGAAAAUAUGGAGCUAACUACUACUUUGGAAACAGAACGGCACAUGGCUAAAGAACUAGCGGCUAAACUCAGUGAAAUGGGAGUUGAACUGGAGGAAUCCAAACAGUUGCUUUCUACAAGGAAUGCCGAAGUCCAGUCACUGACAGAAGAGCUGCAAGCUGUUUCUAGCAAUCUUAGAGAAGAGGUAAUCAAAGGAGAAAGUGUGAUUUCUUCACUCCGAGACGAACUUGACGUGUCUUCUCAGCAACUCCUUGAUCAGCUUAAGCAGAAGGAGUUUGAACUCUCGACGGUCCGCGGCGAAGUAGAUGAGUCUUCUCAACGGCUGAAAGAACAGUUGGCUAAGAAGGAUUUGGAAUUGGCUUCUCUGAAGGAUCAGCUAAGCCAGUCAGAGGCGAGGCUGACUGAACAGUUUCUUUUGAAUGAAGAUAGUCACAUGAACAAGAAUCAAGCUGAACUUGCCAAUAGCUUACAACAAGAGCUGCAGUUAGCGCAGGACACGAUCAGCCAUUUAAGAGUGGAAAAUUCUCAGCUGAAGGAAAUGUUGUCAACCACUGAGAACCUCAGCAGCGUGGAACCCUCGGGAAGCGAGAGUUCAGACGAAGACGAAAAAGGCCUUGUUGAUGCCCACAUGCCCAACGGUAACAUGGACAAUGAAGACGGUGAGAUCCACAUCAAGAGGCUUCCUCCAGACGUUAUCCCGGUACAGGCAACAGAGCACAUAAUGGAGGAGAAACCGCCGUUCAUGAAUGGAAACCUAAGUGAGGGAGAGAGUCCUGUGGAGACGGACUCCAGUGAGGAUAUGAAUAUGGCGCCUCACAGGAUACCACCCCCUCCCCCUCUGUCCAAAUACACUAACCGGGAGGACAUGGUUGAUUCACUGUCUGCAUCCAUCCGUCAACUUGAGAUGGAGCGAGAUCAGUUAGCAGACAUUUUACACAGAACUCAAGAUCAACAAGACGACGACUUUCAGAGAUUGCAACAACAUCUGGAACUGCAGCUUAAACAGCAACUUCAACAGCAAUACAGACAGGUGCAGGAGCAAUUUCAACAACAGCUUCAUGAGCAGCAGCAGAAGAUUCAACUGCUGCAGGCUGUGGUGCAGAAACAAAAGGCGCAAAUCGAGAAAAAAGAAGAACCUGACCUGCCUAACAUUCCACUUGAUCAGCUUGGUCAGGGAGACCUGUCACACGACGCAAUCAAGAUGGCUUUCAGUAAACUGCAGGCGCGGUUUAUGAAGUUAAUGAAUGAAAAAGCCUCGCUAAUAGAGAGAAUACAAGAACUUGAACAUAUCACGGUACAACUGUCUCACGAAACAGAAACUAUCGGAGAGUACAUCACUCUUUAUCAAACCCAGAGGAAUGCUCUAAAGGCUUACUACAAAGAUCGUGAGAGAAUGAUUGCUCAGUUGUCUAGCGAGAAAGCCAACAUGCAGGAGAAAAUGAAUCAACUACAAGACUUAGUCAAACGAAUGCUGGACGAAAGAAAAGAACUAAGAAUCCAACAACAUCAAUUACAAAACGUAAUUAACAGUCGAAUGGUUGCUCACGAACACGAGUCUGUCAUUUCUGCAUACCACGAUGGCGACGAGGUCAUUGUACCGCAGGCGGAAGUGAGCGUAGAAAGCGAAACGAACAGUCAAAACUUAGACGACAGCGAUCGAUCUUACCUCGAAGAAACAGAAACCGAACUUAGUCAACUGGACAAUACUGGGGAUUUAGAUCGAAACGACGGCACCGCUCGUCAAAUUUUACAGAUUCUAGAACAGUUAGGACCUUCUGAGGAAGGUACUCAUAAAGGUUGGAUAUCGCCCGAUGUACGGAGCAGGGAGUUCUUACCUUGUCGAUCUUGCGGAGGCCGCGUCCUCAGACUGUAGUCGUAUAAAUCUGGUGUCAUGAGUAGAAAUAUUUUAGAUAACAAUAGAAUUACUGGGCACGAGCUGUCAGACACGUGACCGAUCAGUUCAUGGUCGUCAUGACUACAGCUGUUUCGACAAAGGUUGUCCCACACAAGCGUAAAAGCGUACGUGACAAUGCCGAUUGGCAUUAUGGGUAAUAAUAGUUUGGCGUUCCUUGAUUGAGCUUGACAGUGUUUCAGGAAGAAAAAGCAUAAAUAUACGUGUUUGUGCUAUUUCCUUCUGUUAUGAUGAAAUGCCUUUAGCUUCAAUCAAGCAACCGUUGGCCACCAUUACCCAUAAUACCUUUCGACAUUGUCGCGUACGCUUUUACGCUUUCUUAGGACAACCUUUCUUGAAACAGCUGUAUACCGUGGGAUACCUAACACUACAGACUUCACACUGGUCUGGCUGUUAGCGUGACCCGAUGUCAAAGUGAACUUUGACCGAGCAC